Messenger RNA from Necator americanus (New World hookworm), 1305 nucleotides. RefSeq lists its product as uncharacterized. Bases 1 to 1305 code for a protein of 434 amino acids. Gene Ontology annotation, molecular function: monoatomic cation channel activity. Gene Ontology annotation, cellular component: plasma membrane. The transcript has 12 exons. Lineage: Eukaryota; Metazoa; Nematoda; Chromadorea; Rhabditida; Ancylostomatidae. The record is from RefSeq and is a predicted model, not a curated record. Gene Ontology annotation, biological process: monoatomic ion transport; positive regulation of synaptic transmission, cholinergic; positive regulation of synaptic transmission, GABAergic.
AUGCCUUUAAACAUAGGGAUCAGGAGACAUUUUCAUUGUAACAAAUUUCUACACGUCAACUUUCGUACGGGAUCUGAAGCAUUAGUGGUCUUGUUCAGAAGUAUAACAGGAGAAGAUUGGAAUGAUAUAAUGCAUGACUGUAUGAGAAGUCCUCCAUUCUGUUAUUGGCAAGAAGGCAUGAACUACUGGAACACGGAUUGUGGGAACUACUAUGGAUCAAUUAUUUAUUUUUGCUCUUUUUAUUUAAUUAUUACGUACAUUGUUCGAAACCUUUUAGUAGCUAUCAUUAUGGAGAAUUUUUCCUUGUUUUAUUCAAGUGAGGAAGAUGCUCUGCUAAGUUAUGCUGAUAUAAGAAAUUUCCAGGUAGUCUGGAACAUGGUUGAUCGAGAGCAGAAACGGUCCAUACCGGUUGGAAGAGUAAAAUUCCUGCUCAGACUUCUUAAGGGACGUCUAGAGGUGGAUCCUGAAAAAGAUCGGAUUCUAUUUAAGCAUAUGUGCUAUGAGAUGGACAAGUUGCACAACGGGGACGAUGUUUCCUUCCAUGACGUUCUUUACAUGCUUUCGUAUCGUUCCGUGGAUAUAAGGAAAUCACUACAACUGGAAGAACUGUUGCAGCGAGAAGAAUUGGAGUUCAUCAUCGAGGAAGAGGUUGCUAAGCAAACGAUCCGUACAUGGUUGGAGAAUUGCUUACGUCGAAUUCGUAACCCACAAAAACAAAAAGAUUCAUUUGUAGAUGUCUCGAAAUAUCCUCAUCCAAUUUCAACAGGUAUGCCAUCAAUAAUCUCGCACGGAAUCGAAGACACUGAUAUUCCACGUUUUCGUUUUGCUAAUGAAGACACAUUAGCUGCAGAAGAAAUUGUGCAACCUGCUCCUAUUCGUAAAAAAGCGACAAAAAAUCGAAGAAGUAGUAUACCAGAUGCAUUCGCAUUUCAAACAACAACAAUCCUACAGGAAGCAGCACGUAAGUUCAUGCAAAGCAGUAGCGAGAAAAAAUUGGCCCAAUCUCGUGCUUCUCGCCAACCUGAAGUGUCUCAGUUGCUUCCGAAAAGGGGCGAACAAAAAAAGAUCUCCGUAUCAAAGGGAUUACAUUUGAAUGUCUAUGACUUGCCGGAUGUAGAAGAAAAAGGAGAAGAAAGCGCAUUCUCACCUCCAAAGCAGCAAAAAUAUGAGGAUAACUGCGCUACAAUCCCUUCAUCCCAACAAAAUAACGUCACUGGCACCUUAUUCACAGCAACUACAGCACCUCAGUCAGCGCUUGCGGAAACUCCUCAGGAUAUUUCCAUGUGGUGGGAAGCUGUCAGUUGA